Messenger RNA from Tripterygium wilfordii, 3125 nucleotides. RefSeq names its product phosphatidylinositol/phosphatidylcholine transfer protein SFH9-like. The coding region runs from base 847 to 2562 and encodes 571 amino acids. The record is from RefSeq and is a predicted model, not a curated record. NCBI's taxonomy places the organism in Eukaryota, Viridiplantae, Streptophyta, Magnoliopsida, Celastrales, Celastraceae. The transcript has 14 exons.
CAACACCGUGUAAUAAUCAAUUCCGUCGACCGUUCCAGACAGAAAAACCUCCGUCGACCGUCUGCUAACGGUACCUAUGGCUUGGAAAAAAUUCGGCGCAAUCAACAGAGGCGGAAGAACCAACAAACAGACGGCGUUAAUGACAAUCCACUUUGAGAGAGCCCAACGGCGGCCGUGUCACGCUACGUCCCUUUUCAUCUUUUUAACGGCAUUUGACAACGACACGCUUCUCUCUUCUUCGUUACCUGAAAGCAAUCUCCCUGAACCACCACUGUAUUAUUAUAAAGUAGUUUUACUUUUUAUUAUUUAAUUAUAAUCCGAUACCUUCGUAGUUGGAAAGCAACGGCUUGUUCCUUCUGUGACCCCGUAUAACCUAAAAAAGCUGUUGCAUUGCCUCUGAUAUCAUCAUUACACUCGCGUGUGUAUACGUAUACGUAUACGUAUAACAUACAUACAUGUGUUUUCUGUGAAUAUGGUGAUCUCAACUGCAAACGCGUGAAUGCAACUUCUAGCAAGGUAUGAAUGGAAUAUGCCGAUUGUCGAUUGUUGGAAACGCCGUCGAAGGAUCCGAUCAAAAUUUCUUGAUCGGAUUCGUUUUAUUUAUUUAUUCUUUCCCUUUCGAUUUCGUGUUUUUAUGUUGUUGCGUGAUUAGGCGAGUUCUGUCAUCGUCGGACUUGUGCGUGGAUCCUUGAUCGAUUUUGUCUUCAUCAGCAGCUAUCAGCUUUCGCCGAAGCUUUGAAAGAUCAACGAGAUUUGGCAUUGCUAAUAUGUUCAAAGAUUUUUGAAUAUUUCCCUCUUUGUUGAUUCAGGUAUAAUCAAGAUUGAUAUUGCACGCAUUUGCCUACAAUGCCAGGAGAGACAAUCUCAUCUCUGGAAAAUGAGAGAAGCUUCGAUAUUGAGACCUCUGAGGAUGAUAAACGGAGAGCUCGGGGGAGAUCUCUGCGGCAAAAGGCAAUGAAUGCGCCCACAAGACUCACUCAUAGUCUUAAGAAGCAUAGCAAGCGCACUGCUGAUUGUAGAUAUGCAACAAUUUCAAUUGAAAAUGUAAGAGAUGCAGAAGAGGAAAAAGGAGUGAAUGCUUUUCGCCAGGCAUUGAUAUCGAAGGAUCUCCUCCCAGCUCACCAUGAUGAUUACCACACUAUGUUAAGAUUUCUUAAGGCAAGGAAGUUUGACCUUGAUAAGACAGUCCAGAUGUGGGCAGAAAUGCUUAACUGGAGAAAAGAGAAUGGAGUAGAUUCUAUCUCACAGGAUUUCAUUUAUGAAGAAUAUGAAGAAGUUCAACGCUAUUAUCCUCAUGGUUACCAUGGCGUAGACAAAGGAGGUCGACCUGUUUAUAUUGAAAGACUAGGCAAAAUUGAACCGAGCAAGUUGAUGAGUGUCACCACAGUGGACAGGUUUUUAAAAUAUCACAUUCAAGGGUUUGAAAAGGUUUUUGCUGAAAGGUUCCCAGCCUGUUCUAUUGCUGCCAAGAGGCACAUAGAUUCUACUAUUACCAUAUUGGAUGUGCAUGGGUUGAAUUUAAUGAGCUUUGGCAAGUUUGCACAUGAUCUCGUCAUGCGCAUUCAGAAGAUAGAUGGUGACAACUAUCCUGAGACAUUAUAUCAGAUGCUAAUUGUUAAUGCUGGCAGUGGAUUCAAACUUCUGUGGAACACAGUCAAAGGCUUUCUUGAUCCAAAGACCAUGGCAAAAAUACUGGUUUUGGGCAGCAAAUUCCACCAAAAACUGCUGGAAUUUAUUGACUCAAGCCAACUGCCUGAUUUUCUUGGUGGAACUUGCUCGUGCACAAAUGAAGGCGGGUGCCUCAGAUCUGACAAAGGACCAUGGAAGGAUCAAGAGAUAAUGAAACUGGUGCACUCUGCAGAUGCAAUUUAUAUGAGGAAAGUGAAAAGCUUGUCCGAUAUUGAUGACCUAGAAAUCAAAUUUUAUCCCUCAAAGUUUUCGAGUGGUGAAAUAACUUGUGCUGAUUCAGGACCGGAUGUGAGGAAGUAUUCUUCAGGCUUCUUGCAGUUAAAGCCAGCUCGUAACAAAGGAAUCAUGAAUGAUCCUAUGUCUCUUAGCAGCCUGGUUGAAUCUGUUGAUUCCUUAAGAGUUGAGGAUACAAGUUUGACUAAUAAUUUAAUCAGUGAAGUUACCCAUGGAAGACUACCGACAUUCAUUUCUCGUGCAAUAUUUUCAUUUAUUCACUUCAUACUGAAAUUGGCGGCAUAUGUAUAUAUACUACUCCCAUCGGUGCGAAGAUUUUUCAUAGUACUACUUGCAGAUCGAUGUUCAGAGAAUCAGUUGAACACCCCGUUGCUUGAUUCGAGUUCUCAAAAACAUGUAUCACAAGUGGUAGAAGAGGACUCACUCCAUCCAUGUUGGCAGAGGCUGCAAAACUUAGAAGCCAUGGUAACAGAAUUGGUUAACAAGCCUACAAAAAUUCCUCCAGAGAAAGAGGACAUGCUUCGUGAAUCAUUGAGUCGCAUCAAAUCUAUAGAACAAGACUUACAGAAGACAAAGAAACUACUGGAACUGGUUUUGAGUUUUGCAGGCUCUUCUUGCAACUACUUCAAAACAAAUUGAGCUUGCCCAGUCAUUGGAAAAUUUGAAAGAGAGUGGAUUAAUUCAGGGGACAAACUCCUGUUGGCCAAGAUAUUGCAGAUCUUUCGCCCAGGGAAGAUGACCCCAAUCGAUUUGUAUCACGAGGUUGCUUAAGUUGCUGUUCGACAUUGCCUAUCGACUCCUAAUUGGAUGUUGCUGCUGGAUGCACAUUGCUUGGCAUAUUUGAGGUAGGUUGACACUGAGGUGGCUCAUUCAUUCGUUACACAGGUGAAAGUUAGACCAUUCUCUCCCUCUCCCGUCUGUGAGACUGACAUGUUUUCAUUCCUUAUUUGUCUCCUUGGGUUUCUCCUAUAGGGAUUGACGUUAAUUCUCUACCCAGCAAAGAAAAAGAAGUUUGUAUUUACCAGGGUAUGAAACUUGAUCUAUAGCACUAGGGCAGGGAAUAGAAAGCAGUGGCUUACAAUUUUUUAUCAUGUAAAUAACGUUACCUUUCUUCGCUGUUUUUUGCUUACGAACUUGAUGUCCCUUGUAUUCAAUAUGAAUUGACCCAUCCAUCGGAAAGCAGUACAUGUGUGUACUUCUGC